GACUGCGGACACAGUACAGGGGAUGACCAGAGACUGCGGACACAGUACAGGGGAUGACCAGAGACUGCGGACACAGUACAGGGGAUGACCAGAGACUGCGGACACAGUACAGGGAAUGACCAAGAGACUGCAGACAGUAUAGGGAAUGACCAAGAGACUGCAGACAGUAUAGGGAAUGACCAAGAGACUGCAGACAGUAUAGGGAAUGACCAAGAGACUGCAGACAGUACAGGGGAUGACCAAGAUACUGCGGACCUUUGGGGAGGGAGGGGGAUGUGGGCACUGCGCUUUAAGAAUGGUCCAGCAUCUUUUGGGACACAUGAC
This is a messenger RNA of Staurois parvus, 324 nucleotides long. NCBI's taxonomy places the organism in Eukaryota, Metazoa, Chordata, Amphibia, Anura, Ranidae. The record is from the annotation of a GenBank genome assembly.